AUGCAGGAAAGUGCAAAGGAGGAUUUGAAAAAAAUCCGCGACAAGCGUGAAGCAGAAUUACUCAUUUGGAUAAAUACAGAUGAAGCUGCAAAACUAUCAGUUGCAGCCCACGAAAUGCAUAUUGGUAAUAUGUUCGAUUGCACAUCCAUAAUCUCGGGCCCAAUGAUGGAGUACUCCUAUGGUAUCGAUGGGGGGCUAGAAAAGUGCGUACAAAGCAGUUUAACAAAGUUUCUGCAGCCCGUGAACGAGUCCCUCGUGGCGCUUGACGAGACCUUUGUUGUCUUUCACAAUCAGGUCGAGGUGGCUAAAAAAUGCGUCGACGAUGCUACCCUCUCAACAUCGUUCUACGCAACCGAGUGCUUAAACAAGGCAAUAAUUACCGUCGACACUGCUUGGUUGGAGGCUUCGAGAAAAGUCGAUUUGUUAAAGUUGAAAGAUCAAUAUCAUCAAUUCUUGAAAGAAUUCGACCAAUGCGAACGACCAGAAGCUUACGAAAAAGUGAAAACCCAGAUAAAUAAAGCGGAAAAUGGGAUUAGAAAUUGCUUUACCAGAAUUACCGAAGGGAAAGAAGUGAGACAAAUGGAUGAUGAUUUUUGGCAUUAUAUUGACACAAAUCCAGAGGAGUUAGGGUACCCCUCGCUCCCUAACUGGCCCUGA
Messenger RNA from Trichogramma pretiosum, 657 nucleotides. RefSeq lists its product as uncharacterized. The transcript is spliced from 3 exons. Bases 1 to 657 code for a protein of 218 amino acids. NCBI's taxonomy places the organism in Eukaryota, Metazoa, Arthropoda, Insecta, Hymenoptera, Trichogrammatidae. The record is from RefSeq and is a predicted model, not a curated record.